Parus major (Great Tit) is the source of this 3122-nucleotide messenger RNA. RefSeq names its product ankyrin repeat domain 16 (gene ANKRD16). The coding region runs from base 1160 to 2464 and encodes 434 amino acids. The transcript has 7 exons. Gene Ontology annotation, molecular function: protein binding. The record is from RefSeq and is a predicted model, not a curated record. Lineage: Eukaryota; Metazoa; Chordata; Aves; Passeriformes; Paridae.
GGGCUGCGGGAAUGGCCCUAUCCCAGAAGCCCCGAAGGAAACGGGAGUUUCUGAUUUUUUCCUGAGGGAAAAGGGAGUUUCAGAUUUUUUCCUGAGGUAAAAGGGAAUUUCUGUUCUUUUCAUCAGGUAAAAGGGAAUUUCUGGGUUUUUCCUGAGGAAAAAGGGAAUAUCCCGUUCGUUUGGGAGGGAAAAGGGAAUUCCUGCUUUUCCUGGAGGAGGGGUUGGUAUCUGAUUUUCUGCAGGGAAAGAAAAGAAUUCAUUUUUCAGAGGUAAAAGGGAAUUUCAGAUUUUCCUGCGGGAAAAGGAAAAUUUAUGGAUUUCCAGCUGGUUUCUGACUUUCCUAAGAGGAACAGGAAUUUUUGAGUUUUCCCAGAGAGAAUGGGAAUUUUACUCCAGAGGGAGAGGUUGGUUUCUAAUUUUCCUGAAGGAAAACAGAAAUUCCUUUUUUUCCUGAGGGAGAAACCAAUUCCUGGUUUUCCAUGUGAAAAAGCAAAACUGUUUUUCCUGAUGGAAUGGCUAAUUCCAUGUUUUUCCAAGGAAAAAGGAAGUUCCUGGUUUUCCUAAAGGAAGAAGGAAUUUCAGGUUUUCUGGGGGAAGAGGUAAGAUCCUGGUUUUCCUGAGUAAGAAGAAAUUGUCCAUUUUUUCCUGAGGAAAAAAGGAGUUUCAGGAGAGACUAAGGGAGACUCUGGUUUCUGUUUUUCCUAAGGAAAGAAGGAAUUUCUUUUUGUCUAAAGGAGUGGCCACUUUCAUGAGGGAAACGCUGAUUUCUGGUUUUCCAGAGGGAACAUUUGGUUCCUGAACUUCUCAAUGGAAAAAGAAGCUUCUGGUUUUCCUGAGGGAAAAGGGAAAUUCUGUUUUUCCUAAAGGAAAGAUCAGAUCCUAAAGAAAAGGAAAUUCUAUUUUCUGAAGGGAGAGACUAGAUCCUAAAGUUCUCAAGGAAAAAUGGAAUUUCUGCUCUUACUGAGGGGUGGCUGCUUCUCAGAUUCCAGAGGGAGACAAAAAUUCCUGGUUUUCCUGAAGGAGAGGCCAGGCCUGGAUUUUCUGAAGAGAAAUUUUUCAUUAUCCCGAGGGAGAAUGAAAUUCCUGCUCAUCAUGAGGGAGAGGGUGGUUUGUGGAUUUCCUGAGGGAAAAAUUCCCAUUUUUCUGGAGGCCUGGCUCCAUGGUGGAGCAGGAGAGGCCGCGACGCCUCCUGAGGCUGGUCCAGGAGGGAAACCUGGAUCUCCUACGGGAUGAGCUGAGGCUGGAUGAGAUUCCAGAGGCUCUCAGCUGGCGCUGGGGACGUUUGGGAGACUCCCUGCUGCACCACGCGGCUCGGUCGGGGCACCGGGAUGUGCUGGAAUUCCUGAUCCGGGAGAUUGGGAUGGACCCAGAGGUGGCCAACGGGGACUACAAGAGACCCAUCCAUGAGGCUGCUUCCAUGGGACACCAGGAAUGUGUGUCCUUCCUCCUGGAGAGAGGGGCCAGCGUGGACUGCUUGAAAAAGGGGGACUGGACUCCCCUGAUGAUGGCUUGCACCAGGAAAAACUUGGAAGUGAUCAAAACUCUGGUGGAGCAUGGAGCCAAUCCCUUGCUGAGGAAUAAGGAUGGCUGGAAUUGCUUCCACAUUGCCAGCAGGGAAGGGCAUCCCGAGGUUCUCCGGUUCCUGCUGGAUGUGUUCCCAAACUGCUGGGACACAGAGAGCACCACGGGGAGAACUCCUCUGCACACAGCAGCGAUGCACGGCUGUUCCCAGGUUGUGGAGCUGCUCCUGGAGCGGUGUCAGUACCAGCCUGACAGCAGGGACAGCUGUGGGGUCACUCCCUUCAUGGACGCUCUCCAGAACGGACACGUCGGCAUCGCCCGGCUGCUCCUGGAAAAACACCAGGCCUGUCCCACAGCUGUGGAUGCCCUGGGUGCUCAGGCCCUGCACAGAGCAGCUGUGACAGCCCAGGAUGGAUCCAUCCAGUUCCUGGUGUCUGAGCUGGGCGUGGAUGUCAACGGGAGAGCGACGUCCCUGCGGCUGCCAGCCCUGCACUACGCUGCCAAGGCAGCUGACCUUGAUUUCCAUCUGCUCCAAGAUCCUCUGGAUCCCCCAGACCUGAGCAGGGCAGAGCAAUUCCAGGUCAGGGAUGGAUCCGAGCGCAGAGCUGAUCCCAAAUCCCACCUUCUGCAGGAAGGACAUGGACAAACCAUCCAGACCCUGCUGUCCCUCGGUGCUGAUAUCCAGGCUAAGGAUGGGAAGGGCCGUUCUGGUGAGAAUUCCAAGCUGUUUUUCCAAGCUUUAUGUGACACCUGGAGCUUCCACGAGCGCAUCCCAACCUCUGCAUGCACGGGAGAUGCCAAAUCCAUGGAUACAUUUGCUCUGGGAGCAACACCAUGGAUCCAUCCCAGUUUUUUUUGGGCAUUUUGCAUUCCCUGGCUUUCAAUUUACUGGAAUUUCUGCUGGAGCUUUUCCCUGGGAGGGGCUGGGGGAAGAACAGAGUGACAAAUUGGGAAUUCCCUGCUUAUUUUUCACCUGAGGAGCUCCAAUGCCACCUUCUCCCGAUGAAAUUUCUCUGGAAUGAUCCUGUUGGAAGCAGGUUGGAUGGACAAACACAUGGAUCGAGCUCUCCAACCUCAAUUCCUUAGCAAAUCAGCCUGGAAAUGGCUGAUGAGCAAAUAAUACCAGGGAGCUGGCACGGAAAUAGAGUUGCUAUAGCGAUGCUGGAGCGUCGGCAUUCCCAGCGGGAAAAGCUCAGGCAAGCUCUUGCAUCAGCAUCUCCCAAAAAAAACCCUAAAAAAAUUAAAAAUUUGGGGAAAAAAAAUGGACAAAGGGUUUCAGCCAUUGGGGAAUUGCCCAGCCCUGGGGUUUGGUGAAAGGUUUUAGCGGAACCACCUCUCCCUCUGCCUCCUCCGGGAUUUAAUCCGAGCUCUGCUGAGCUCAUCCAGCCCUGGGAUGUUUUUUCCUGUUGCUCCUCCUUGGCUGGGUUUGGGUCACUGCGUCCUUGGGAAGCUUCUCAUCCACAGCAGGAUUAUCCAGAGGGAUCAGGAAACCUCGUUUGGAUUACAGGGAGAUUUUUUCUUUUACAGUGAGGGUGGAGAAGAGCUGGGUUGGAAUUCCCAGAGCAGCUGUGGCUGCCCCUGGAUCCCGGGAAUGGCCAAGG